AUGCUGCUGCGGCCGAACCCAGGCAGGGUCCGCGCCGUGAUGCGCGCUGCUGGUCAGGCGAAGUCUCGUCCUCGCCCCAUCAGCGCCAUUGCACCUUCACCGCUUCAGCCUCGCUCGUUCCACUCUAUCCGUGUGGCGAACCGUUUGGCGAACUUCCGAGCAUCCUCGACGAGAAGCAUCCAUUCUACUGCCACCGCGGCUCGCAGCGCAACCUUUACUGCGCUGCUCAAACAGCUCCUGUCUCGAGCUACACGGGCGGUCCGCAUCAGUCUCGCCAAGCAGAUUCAGCCGAACCGCAUCAACUUCCGCACUCUUCUCUCUAGUCUGCGAUCGCCUCAUCUGUCGUACCGUGUGCGAUCGCCGCUGCUCAAAGGUGCGAUCAACGCCUUUCGGUCCACUGCAAAGCGCACGUCUGCGCAAUCAACACGCACCGCCUACUCGCAACUCAACGCUACCUCCGUCAGCUUCGCUCGAGGAACGCUCAGCGGCAUCGGGGCUAGACCAGCAGCUGGAUCUCUGGCCAUCUCGCCGCUUAGAGGCGGUGUGGGAUUGCAAACAGCUAGGAAGUUCUCGAGCGGUGGGGCGAGGGUGUUCGACAACCUGAUCGUCAAUGCUCCGCUGGCAUUGAGGCUGGCCGGCGAUGAGGUGGAGGAUAAGGUCAAGAUGGCGAGGAAGCAGCCCAUCGGUAGCGCAAGGAGGACGGCGUCUGCUUCCAAAACGAUCGGCGCAAGACGCACCGCAGGAACGUUCUCCGGCGAUAAGCUCGCCAAGAAGGCCUUGCUGUUCGCUACCAAAGCCAAACACACUGUGGAGCAGACCAACACUACCAGUCUCAGCUGCAGCUCCGUCACCACCACCAGCGAUAGCGAAACCCCCGCCCAGCUCGACCUCUACUUCCAAUUCCCACAACUCGACCUUCCCACCACCAUCACCUCAACCACCACCCUUGUCACCAUCCGACUCAUCGAUCCGCUCUUUCUCGCUCUAGGUGGACGUCAUCCUUCCGCACCCACCAACUCUUCCAAUCCACGAUUGUUCGAUUCAGCUUUCCUGCACGAUGCGACCACAGCGCUGGAGUACGAACAUCGUCGGUACCUCAAGGCGAAAGCGGUGCUGAAGGUGUUGUGGGAUGCGGGCUUGGUGAAGGACGUUGAUAUGGAGGGGGAGGAGGGGACGUGGACGGUGAUGGUUAGAGGGAAAAGGCGGGAUGUGGAGGAAGUGGUGAGGAGUCGGGUUGACUUUGGGAUUGACGGGUGGUGUGUGUUUGAAGAAGAGAGUAGGGAGAGGACGGGAGGCUUGGACCUGUCGUACGUUCACGAAGACCUGGAAGGAUCGUCGCAGUUCGAUCGCGUCACAACGCCUACUCUCUCCAGUACGGAGCAAGUAGUUGCGCUGCAGCACAGCGUCUCAUCCGACGAGCUGAUCUCGCUACCCUCACUCGUAUCAGACUCGCACGAUUCCCUACUCUACGACUCACGUUCCCAGCUCUAA
Pseudozyma hubeiensis SY62 is the source of this 1491-nucleotide messenger RNA. RefSeq lists its product as hypothetical. The coding region runs from base 1 to 1491 and encodes 496 amino acids. NCBI's taxonomy places the organism in Eukaryota, Fungi, Basidiomycota, Ustilaginomycetes, Ustilaginales, Ustilaginaceae. The transcript has a single exon. The record is from RefSeq and is a predicted model, not a curated record.